AAUGCCAGAAUUCCCAAUUUGUGGAUGGAAGCUUUAGAUGGGAGCUCUUGGGGGAAGAACUGGUGUCCGGUUGCCUUCCUAAAAUGUCUUGAGAAUUUCUAGAAAUAUAUAUGUAUGGAACAUGCACCUGUGAAACUAAAAUGUUGUCGAAUCCAAAUUCAAAGCACAGCUCGUUCGACCUGACAGGAAUACCGAAUCCCAAGGCGCGACCAGGUGAUGAAGCCUGGAACAGAGGAUAAAGCCUCGACACGCUAAGGUUACUAAACACGGCUGAUGCAUAACCGAAUAUGCAAUGGAUGUUUUCUGGAGUACAUUUGAAGUUAAUCGGUUUCGCAUCGCCAUGCUUGUUGCAGUAGGUUUUUGAUGUUGCAGUGUGAUGUCAUUUGGUUGGAGGUCUCGAUCACAAAACUCAAACCCCGAAAUCUCCCUCCUGCUCCUGCUCCAGUCCGAUGCAGGCCACCCUCAAGGUCAAGGCCCUCCUAGCGUCCCCGGCUCCUCUCCCCGCGCGCCUCGUCCUCGCAGCCCAAGCUCUGCUGCUCACCUCCGGCAUCGCCGUGGACGCCGCCGUCCUCGCGCAUUUCGCCAGGCACCUCGCCUCCGCACGCGCGCCCGCGGACGCCGUCCACGCGCUGCUCCGCCUGCGUGCCUCCGCGCACCCGUUCAACGCUCUCAUCUCCCACCUCACCCUCUCCGGCGAGCCCUCCUCCGCCUUCCGCACCUUCGCGGCCCUCCUCGCCGCGGGCCGCGGCGAGCCCCGGCGGCCCGACGGAUACACGCUCCCCGCCACGCUCAAGGCGUGCGCGCGGCUCGGUGCUGGUGGCGAUGAUGGCGGCCUCCGCGAGGGCCGCCAGGUGCAUGCGGUCGCGGAGAAGGGCGGGUUCCUGGGCCGCCUGCCCGUCCGGAACGCGCUGGUCACGCUCUACGGCGUGUGCGGCGAGUGUGGCGACGCGAGGAGGGUGUUCGACGAAAUGGCUUCGCGGGACGUCGUGUCUUGGACGGCGCUAGUGUCUGCGUUCGUCAGAGGAGGGAGGUUCGCCGAGGCGCUCGUGCUGGUUGGUCAGAUGGACGUUGUGCCGAACGAGGGAACACUGGCAUGCGUGCUGGUCGCGUGUGGGAGACUGGGGGCGGCGCGGGCUGGGAAGGCCGUGCAUGGGUGGUAUCUCAGGCGGGAGAGCGACCUGAAACUCAUUGUUGGGAAUGCAGUUUUGGAUAUGUAUGUCAAGUGCGAGAAGCUGGAUCUUGCAAGACGGGUGUUUGACAGGCUUUUGGUGAGGGACGUUAUUUCUUGGACGAUCAUGAUAAGUGGUUUGGUGCAAUGCAAGCUUCCGAGUAAGGCAUUGGAGGUGUUCAAUGAGAUGCAGAAAUCACGGGUCAAGCCAGACAAGGUUGUUCUUUCCACUGUCCUAUCAGCUUGCACGAGCUUGGGCGCGCUGGAGUCUGGGAGGUGGGUGCACGAAUAUAUAGAACGUAAAGGCAUCGAGUGGGAUGUGCAUGUGGGGACUUCGUUGGUUGAUAUGUACGCAAAGUGCGGGUGCUUGGAAACUUCUCUUUCCAUCUUCCGUAAGAUGCCCCUCAAGAAUUUAUCCUCUUGGAAUGCUUUGAUCAAUGGGUUUGCAUUGCAUGGUCAUGGCAGGGAAGCUCUUGAGCACUUUGACAGAAUGGUAGCUUCAGGCUUGGCCCCAAAUGAAGUCAGCUUUAUAAUCGUCCUUGGUGCAUGCUGCCACAGUGGUUUAGUGCAAGAAGGCCUCCAGUUGUUUGAGUCGAUGAAAAAUUCAUACAAGCUCUCGCCAUGGGAAGAGCACUAUGGUUCUGUGGUCGAUCUACUUGGCAGAGCUGGGCUCAUCCACGAAGCAUAUAGUGUAACUAAGGCCAUGCCGAUGAGGCCUGCUGUGUUUACAUGGGGAGCCCUGCUGAGUGCAUGCCAAGCUCAUAGGCAAGUGGAUUUUUCACAGCAGAUUCUUAGGCAUGUCCAUGAAUUGGAGUCCUCUGAGAGUGGGGUUUAUGCUCUCCUCUCAAAUAUAUAUGCUGUGAAUCAUAGGUGGGCUGAUGUGAAGAGGGUGAGAGGGCUGAUGAGUGAGAAAGGCUUGCAGAAGGAACCAGGAUCCAGUGUGAUUGAGGUGAAUGGUAAGACCAGUGAAUUCGUAGUUGGACAGAAGAACCACAAAAAUGUGGAUGAGAUAUGUGCAAUGCUCUCCAUACUAAUGGAGCAAAUAUAUUUGGAUGGAUUGUAGAUUUUGAUCUUAUGCAUUUAAAUAACAUCUUCUUAAGUUUGUUGGUACCAGGGGACAUGAGAUUUAAGUGGUUAUUGUGUACUGCUAGCAUCAUCCGGCUACUUCUCUGGGUGACUGAUGAUCAAGUCUGACCUUGGCUUGGCUACUGCAAAUUUAUGUUGUUACUGUUUGCUGCUCCUGACCUCGUAUACAUAUGCAUCGUUUUCUGGCAUUCUUAAAUAUGAACCAACAGCCAAGUGGUGUACACAGAAAUGGCGAGACAUCAUUAACGCUGAAUAUCUUCAGCCUCUCUUCAGUGCUUGGGCUAUGAUUAAGGGUGAACAGCAUCAUAUCUGGUGGAUUUAGGAAUGAGCCGAAUAGACUUGGACUCUGAACGUUACAACUUACAAGCCACUGGCAUAAACCCAGACUGAGUUGUCAAGUAAUCAUUUUAUACCAGGCGACGCGAAAAGUUACCAAAUCUUUUAUGUCAGAUUGAGUAGAGAAUUGAGACGGAUAUAGUUUGUAAUAUGCACAUAACUGCACCAAGAGCUAUGGGCAGCUAAAUAUGAACCUUGUAAACAGGCUGCUGAGGAUUAGUCCCUGAAGUUAUCUUGAAGCCUAGGAGACCUAAAAUGCUCUGAAGGAAUCUGAGAUAUCAUUAGUUGCGUUCAGUUAUGAUAUCCUGCACUUGACAUAUUAGUUGAUCAAUGUUACAUGUUAGUUCAUGAAUGUCAUGUGCUUUUGAACAUGGCGGAUACAGUUGUUGGAUAUGUCAUGAUUAUAUUUUCCUCACUGAAGAAGAUAAAAAAUGUUGUUCAAGCGUCUGCCUCCACAUCCAUUCUCCCUUUGGCAAUUGAAGAACACUGCCGCCACAGCAGGUCCAAGACUAUAAAAUGCUGAAAAGUCUCUUGUAUUGAAAUUUUGUCUCCAUCCAGGUGCAUAUAUAGUUUGCCGGACAGAUUGGCGGAAGAGUAUAAAGACACAGCGAUGUAUUCCUGCAGUUGGUCUUGGGCUUUCGUAACUGACAACUUCAUUUACUGUAACAAAAUGUGUGCUAACAUGUUAGAGUUAGUUCAGGCGAGUAUGUACAUAUGAAGAAAUUUUUGCCACGAACCAAUGUGGAAGACAGGAAAACAUGCUGCUUACUACCCAGAUGGACCAGGGAAUAGACCUAUAAACUCAUUUUCUUUUUGGUGCUGAAAGUUUACCAGUCCCUUAUCCGGUAGUUUUAUAAUGCCAUCCCUCGUACCAUGUUCUGUGUUCCAAUAAAUUUGAGGUGACUUCCGUCAGGAUACAAACUCAAAGAUUCAGUCAAAGGACAUUGAUUGUGAUGUGUAGCAUGCAUGUGAUGCUAGUAAAUUUCAAAGAAGCUCAUCACACGAUGUACUUCUCCCCCAGCUUGCCGGGUGGAAUAUGGUCUCUGAGUCGUUGCGCUACAUAAGUGCCUUAUUCUUAAUACAGAGACGUGCUUCCAGGCACGUCCGAGGGAAUAUGAUCUCUGAGGAGUGAGGGUAAGGUCUUGGUAGUGCAGCUUCUUAUGAACACUCACAAAGGAAUAUGUCCGCGGAGUUGAUGGACUUUAGAUAAAGAGAAGGCGGAAAGCAUAGAUAGAUAAGGUCUACUACAUUUUUCUCUUCGCUAAUAGGGCUUCCAUGGAAUCCCAUCUUAUUCCAAGUGAUCAUGGGUUUUAUGUCUUCUGAUUCCAUGUCCCACUAACACAGCGGCAGGGCCCUCUCUCUUGGGUUGAAUUGAAGAAUCCUCAGGUUUCUCGGUUCUCGCAAACAAUAAUCGAGGCAGAUGACGAAGAGGGAUUCCAGAAAUUGGAGUGACACCUGAAAGUAAAUUUUUAACGAGUUGAUCAAUGAAACAUUGACACCUGAAAGACAAUUUUUUUUAACGAGUAGUACUACUAAACACGGGAAUUAAUUUUCUUCCGGAUCCAGCGGGGAAAUGUUCGCUUGGAAAUAUACCGUGUUUCAGGCAA
Molecule: messenger RNA, 4197 nt
Organism: Brachypodium distachyon (stiff brome)
Lineage: Eukaryota; Viridiplantae; Streptophyta; Magnoliopsida; Poales; Poaceae
Product: pentatricopeptide repeat-containing protein At4g38010-like
Exons: 5
Coding region: 450-2231 (593 amino acids)
Biological process (GO): RNA modification
Molecular function (GO): protein binding; RNA binding
Source: RefSeq, a predicted model, not a curated record